Molecule: messenger RNA, 1182 nt
Organism: Culicoides brevitarsis
Lineage: Eukaryota; Metazoa; Arthropoda; Insecta; Diptera; Ceratopogonidae
Exons: 2
Coding region: 59-694 (211 amino acids)
Source: RefSeq, a predicted model, not a curated record
AACAAAAAUAACGAGCGCCAAGAAUUUCUGAAAUUUUUAACAUUUUUAAUAUUUUAUCAUGGAUUCCGAUCAACUUCAUCAACACAAAAAAACAAUUUUGAUCAAUAGCAUCCUCAAGGAAUGCCCGAUCGAUCAAUUGCCCGGAUUAUCAUCUGAAAACAAGGAAAACAUCAAAAAAUACAUCAAUUAUCUUCUCGUCAAAGAUUAUCUCUUUUUGGAUAAUGACAACGUAAUUCUGGGUCUCUCGUCAGAAGCAACUGCGGAACCAAAACUCAGUUAUACGGAAACAAAAGCCUUGAAGGAGUACAUUGAACAAACGCUCGUUAAGACUUUCAAGCCGAUGAUCGCUAAAAUUAAGGAGCAAGAAGCUGAGGGAUACGACGAAAAAGGCAUCGAGCGUCGUCGUCAAGAGUUUUUGGAGAAACAAAAAGAACUGCAAGCGAAACAACUCGAGUUGGUCGAAUUGAAAAAAGAAAAAUUAGAGUUGCUGCAAAGGAUUGCAGAGAUUCGUACAGGUCCAGAUCAGAAACAACAAGUAGAAAAUUUGCACAAUGAAGCAAAGUUGGAUAAUAUAAAACUUGGCAUGUUGGAAAAAGUCAUCUCAAACAGCUUCACAAAAACAACGGGUCACACAACGAAAGCAAUUAAGACGGUAGAGAAGCACAUCGAUGCAAUGCUCAAUAACGAAAGUUGAGGCAACGAUCAUUUCUCGCAGCAUGAUUCCUUUUUUAGUUCGCUUUUCACUUCCAAAAGUCAAUAAAAAUCCAUUUUCACAUCAUUUUUUACCCCAAAUGCUGUCUCAUAACUCAACGAAGCCGACGACGACGACAACGACGUGUUGACAAGAAAAUUGCUUUGAUCAGGUCAUGAAAAUGUUUCACGAAGCAACGAAAAAAAAAACGUAAAUCACACUUUAGUUGCAUUAUUCAAUAUCAUUGUUUCACGAAAAAUAAUUUACUCCGUUUUCAUAUCUUCCUCGCCAGCUUUUUUUUUCGUUCGUUCGUUUUACGUGUUCGUUGAUUUCCCUUGCCUUGUCUCGUCUCGUGUGCAGCAAAAAAAAAAAAUAAAAAUAAUAAAGUACCUAAACAACAGCAUGACUUUUGUUUCCUGAACUCUCCUCUCUCUCGCCUUCUCGCGUGUAAGUGCAACACAAUGCAGGAAAAAAAAUCGAAAUAAAAAUAU